Messenger RNA from Lactuca virosa, 1138 nucleotides. Lineage: Eukaryota; Viridiplantae; Streptophyta; Magnoliopsida; Asterales; Asteraceae. The record is from the annotation of a GenBank genome assembly.
AUGGAUCUACAUCAAGAAGAGCUCCAAUUCCUCUCUGCUUCCGAUAUUCUCAAAGAAUCAAUCGCCAUCCCCAAACAAUCCCCUCAAACCUUUUACCUCAUCACCCUAACCCUAAUUUUCCCAUUAUCAUUCGCUAUUUUAGCUCAUUCUCUCUUCACCCACCCUUUAAUCACCCAAAUCCAGGAUCCAUAUGGCUCCCACACCUCCCAAUGGACUAAACUCCUCGUCUUUCAAUUUUGUUACCUCAUCUUCCUCUUCGUUUUCUCCCUCCUUUCCACCGCCGCCGUCGUCUUCACCGUCGCCUCCUUGUACACCUCCAAACCCGUCUCCUUCUCCUACACAAUGUCCGCGAUCCCCUCCGUCUUCAAACGCCUCUUCAUCACCUUCCUAUGGGUGGGUCUCACCAUGGUAGCUUACAACAUUGUGUUUCUCGGGUUUAUUGUUCUGUUGAUCAUCGCAAUCGAUACACAGAACUUGGUUUUGUUCUUCUUCUCUCUGAUUAUCGUCUUCCUGUUGUUCCUCGUUGUGCAUGUCUACAUCACUGCACUCUGGCACUUAGCAAGUGUGAUUUCUGUUCUUGAGCCUGUUUAUGGCUUCGCCGCCAUGAAAAAGAGCUUCGAGAUUCUCAAAGGAAGGGCUCGCAUGGCGUCUGUUCUUGUUUUCGGGUAUUUCGUCAUAUGUGGGGCGAUUAAUGGACUAUUUGGAUCAAUUGUCGUCCAUGGUGGGGAGUAUUAUUACGGGGUUUUCUCGAGGAUCGUGGUCGGUGGAUUCUUGGUCGGUGUUCUUGUGAUUGUGAACCUGGUGGGAUUACUGGUUCAGAGUGUGUUUUACUAUGUGUGCAAGAGCUAUCAUCAUCAAGAGAUCGAUAAGAAUGCUUUGUAUGAUCAUUUGGGUGGAUAUCUUGGAGAUAAUUACACUGAAUCUUUGUUUGUACUUGUUGUGUAUCACCAACGAAAAAGUGGGAGCAUAGUGAAUGAGCAGGUCAGCAGGUGUUCUACAACAUUUGAGAAGCUAAUUCCAUGAAGAUGCUUGUCGGGGUACACCUCUAGUUUAUUGAAUAGGAUUAAAGGGGGAAUCCGAAAAUCCGAUUUGAUAUCUUGUUUUUUCCGAUUAAGAUUGUAAAUUUCAAAAAAUUGGG